Molecule: messenger RNA, 234 nt
Organism: Colletotrichum fioriniae
Lineage: Eukaryota; Fungi; Ascomycota; Sordariomycetes; Glomerellales; Glomerellaceae
Source: RefSeq, a predicted model, not a curated record
AUGGAUGAUCUCAAGGACAGCUCUUCGGAAUCAAGCGGCAUGGAUGGUUUCAUCUACGAUGACUGGGCGGACCUCAUCUACGAUGAAUGGGAGGACCUUCACGCUGCCGACGCCUCGCAGCUGGGUCCGUUGUUCACACCAGAGGAGUCGAAGGAAAUCGACGCCCUGCUCAAAUCUAUGGUCAGCAGGCGGACUUCUGCGCUGCUGACGCCUCGCAUCAAGGGCAAAGACUAG